Molecule: messenger RNA, 717 nt
Organism: Lutra lutra (Eurasian river otter)
Lineage: Eukaryota; Metazoa; Chordata; Mammalia; Carnivora; Mustelidae
Gene: UBL4B
Product: ubiquitin like 4B
Exons: 1
Coding region: 128-667 (179 amino acids)
Molecular function (GO): protein binding
Source: RefSeq, a predicted model, not a curated record
CUGUGCCCCUGGCCUCCCAGGACCACCGCCCUCCAUUGAUAGGGAGAAGCCACCUUCUCCUGCACUGGCCCUUAACCCUCAGGGCAACCGCGGAGCAUGGAUCCCUCCUGAUUCUAUUCCUGGCCCGAUGAUUCUCACGGUCAAGCUGCUUUUGGGCCGGAGAUGCAGCCUGAAGGUGUCCGGGCAGGAGAGUGUGGCCAUGCUGAAGAAGCUGGUGUCGGAGCACCUGCAGGUGCCGGAGGAGCGGCAGCACCUGCUCUUUCGAGGCCAGCAUCUGGCUGAUGACAAGCGUCUCUCAGACUACUGCAUCGGGCCCAAUGCUUCCAUCAACGUCAUCAUGCGGCCCUUGGCAAAGACGGUGGCCGCGGAGGCCCAUCCGCCCCAGCCCUUGUGGCACCAUCUGGGCCUGGUCCUGGCCAAGCACUUCGAGCCCCACGACACCAAGGCGGUGCUGCGGCUGCUGCGGCAGGAGCACCAGGAGCGCCUGCAGAGGAUAAGCCUGGGAGACCUGGAGCAGCUGGCCCGGUACCUCCUGAUAGAGGAGCCCCUGGCGGAGCCCACAGGGGGGAAGGGGCCAGAGGCUGAGACCUCAGAGCCCCGAGACAAAGAGGAGGAGGAGGAAGACAAAGGGGAGGAGGAUGAGGAAGAGGGGAAGGCUGAGCAGUAAACUAGCCUCUCUUACUUGGAGUUUGCAUGCUCAAAUUCGUCUGGCCUUGU